AUACGACCCACCGAGACCCCUCAAACGAUGUCUAACUCUGUUGCAGUAAAGAAGCAGAAGAUGGAGGAGUCCGCGCUGGAGCAGCUGAAGGAGCAUACCGUGGUGGUGGCCGACACCGGAGACUUCAAUGCUAUUGACGAAUACAAGCCACAGGAUGCCACCACUAACCCGUCCCUGAUAUUGGCAGCAGCCCAAAUGCCGGACUACAAACACCUAGUAGAAGAUGCAAUCAAGCAUGGGAAAAAGCUUGGUGGGUCUCAAGAGGAGCAGAUGAGCAAUGUCAUGGACAAGCUGUUUGUCUUGUUUGGAGUGGAAAUCCUGAAGAAGGUCCCAGGCCGGGUUUCCACAGAGGUGGAUGCCAGACUGUCUUUUGAUAAAGAUGCGAUGGUUGAUCGGGCCAAACGCAUAAUAGCACUUUACAAGGAGGCUGGUAUUGACAAGGAGCGGAUCCUGAUAAAGCUGUCCUCUACCUGGGAGGGGAUACAGGCUGGAAAGGUGCUGGAAGAGCAGUAUGGCAUACACUGCAACAUGACCUUGCUUUUCUCCUUUGCACAAGCUGUGGCCUGCGCAGAGGCUGGUGUCACACUCAUAUCACCAUUUGUGGGGAGGAUAUUCGAUUGGCAUGUGGCAAACUCUGGCAAGAAGAGUUACGAGCCAUCGGAGGACCCAGGUGUGGUAAGUGUUACCAAAAUCUACAAUUACUACAAGAAGUUUGGCUACAAAACCAUCGUGAUGGGUGCAUCAUUCCGUAACACAGGAGAGAUAAAGGCUCUGACUGGCUGUGACUUUCUGACCAUUUCCCCCAAACUUCUCGGAGAGCUCAGCAAAGAUUGUUCUAAGCUCACCCCAGUACUCACUGCUAAAGAAGCUCAGGCCAGCAAAUUAGAGAAGAUCAGCCUGAAUGAGCAACAGUUCCGCUGGCUACACAACGAGGAUCAAAUGGCUGUGGAGAAGCUUUCUGAUGGGAUUAGGAAGUUUGCUGCUGAUGCCAUCAAGCUGGAAACGGUGUUACAGGGGCGGCUCAGAAAGUAAACUUGGUGAUUCCUUAACUACAAAUCUCAUCGAUCAUUCCUCGCCUGUAAUAGGAAUGCUCCUGCAGUCCAGCAUUCUGAGUCCUCAUUAUCCAUAUUGUAACAUUGCCAUUUUACAAACCGUUUUAUAAAUUCUUUUUGUAUGUUCUUAAGCACUGAUUAAACCCGGCAUCUCCUGUAAAA
This is a messenger RNA of Pseudophryne corroboree (corroboree frog), 1214 nucleotides long. RefSeq names its product transaldolase 1 (gene TALDO1). Lineage: Eukaryota; Metazoa; Chordata; Amphibia; Anura; Myobatrachidae. Gene Ontology annotation, molecular function: transaldolase activity. The transcript has 8 exons. Gene Ontology annotation, biological process: pentose-phosphate shunt; pentose-phosphate shunt, non-oxidative branch; carbohydrate metabolic process. The record is from RefSeq and is a predicted model, not a curated record. Gene Ontology annotation, cellular component: intracellular anatomical structure; cytoplasm. Bases 28 to 1032 code for a protein of 334 amino acids.